Messenger RNA from Chinchilla lanigera (long-tailed chinchilla), 510 nucleotides. RefSeq names its product acyl-protein thioesterase 1-like. The record is from RefSeq and is a predicted model, not a curated record. Gene Ontology annotation, cellular component: cytoplasm. Bases 1 to 471 code for a protein of 156 amino acids. Gene Ontology annotation, biological process: protein depalmitoylation. The transcript is spliced from 2 exons. Gene Ontology annotation, molecular function: palmitoyl-(protein) hydrolase activity; carboxylic ester hydrolase activity. Lineage: Eukaryota; Metazoa; Chordata; Mammalia; Rodentia; Chinchillidae.
AUGGGCAGAAGCCUUUGCAGGUCUGUUAUGCCUUUACCAUUAAUUAGGAACAUGACUCUGCCUUCUUGGUUUCAUGUUAUUGGGCUUUCACCAGAUUAUCAGGAAGACGAAGGUAGAAGUACAUGGGCAGCAGAAAAUGUAAAAGCUUUAAUAGAUCAAGAGGUUGAGAAUGGCAUUUCUUCUAACAGACUUAUUUUGGGAGAAGUUUCUCAGGGAGGAGCCUUAUCUUUAUACUCUGCUUUGACCACUCAGCAGAAACUGAUGGGUGUCACCACACUUAGUUGCUGGCUUCCUCUUUGGGCUUCAUUGCUACAGGUUCCUAAUAGUGGUAUUAACAAAGAUAUUUCUAUUCUGAAGGGCCAUGGAGAUUGUGACCCUUUAAUUCCCCUAAUAUUUGCUUCCUUUACUGUUGAAAAACAAAAAUCGUUGGUAAAUCCAGCCAGUGUAACCUUCCAAAUCGUGAAGGCAUGAUGCAUAGUUCAUGCCAACAGGAAAUGAUGGAUGUCAAAC